GAGCAACAUCACAGGAGAAAUGGACAAGCAAAAGUCUCUUACAAGGGCACCAGAACUGUCCAAUGAACCAGAGCGCCAGUUGCCGGGGAGACCAACAACUGCACCAUCUUACUCUGCAGGCCCAACCUUCCCAUCUCCCACUGUCCCCCCACCUUCCCACCUCCCCCCCCCCCCCCCAUCCCUCGACUCUGUUCUACAUUCGUCUGAGAUUAGAACGCCUGUGAAGACGAUUGGUCAGCGGACGAGCGUUUGGAAGUGUGUGCCGAUCCCCUCUCUCUCUCUCUCUCUAACCUGUUCUCUAACUUUCUUUCUCUCCCUCUCUCCCUCUCUCUUCAACUCUCUUUCUGCCUCCCAUUCUUUCUCUCUCUCCCUCUCUUCCUCUAAUUCCCUCUCUCUAACUCUCCCCCCCUGUCAAUCUCUCUCCCUCUCCUCUUCUCCCUCUUUCUCGCACUCUCCAUCUCUAACUCUCCCUCCCUCCCUCUAAUCCUUUCCCCCUCUACCUCUCUCCCCUGUUAAAUCUCUCUCUGUCUCUCUGCCUCUCUGUGUCUCUCUCUGUGUCUCUCUCUCUCUCGUGCUUCCCUCACCAAAUCCUCUGGCCCAAGUACCCUCUACCCCCUGAACCAACUCUGACAAUGGACAUCUACCGUGAAGCCUGUAGUUAUCUGGAGUCUCAAGGCAUUCCCGUUGUCGGGGUCGAUGACGAGGAUGCGGACGACGACCAGGUCUUUACCCAGGACCCCGCGCUCGACUCCGUCGUCCGAUCGCAUGCAGGCUACCCUGACAGGUUGUCGAACAGCAGCGGAAACUUCUCUCCCGUUAGUCCGGCCACGCCGGAUGAUCCCGAGAAACAGCUGCAGAGGAGGAAAAUGGUCCUGUGCAAGGUGUUGGAGAACGAGAGGGUCUACAUCACCGAGCUGGACAGUCUACUGCUGCCCAUGCGUCCCCUGAAGGCAGCCGUCUACACCUCACAGCCGGUCCUCACCAACCAGGAGAUCCAGACCAUCUUCUUCAAGGUGCCUGAGCUGAACGAGCUCCACAAGGACUUCUUUGGCAAGCUGCAGGCUAGGUUGGAGGGUGGAGACACUCUCCAGUCGGUGGGAGACAUCUUUCAGCAGCUGGUCAGCCAGUUCGGGGUGUAUCGCGCAUUUGUCAGCAACUACCCGACAGCGGUGGAGACGGCGGAGAAGUGUGCUCAGAGCAAAGAGCAGUUCAAAAUGAUCGCUCAGGAAAUGAGGCUGAAACCCUCCAAGGAAUCAAAGGAGACUCCUGUGACCACAACUCUAGAGGCCCUGCUCCUCAAGCCGGUCAACCACAUCACCAGGGUAACGCUGCUGAUUGGAGAGCUGCUGAGAAACACACCAAGUGACCACACUGACUACCCUGCACUGGAGAAAGCUCUCAAUGACUCCAACAGCUUCCUCUCUGCAACCAAACAGACAAUCGACCAUAAAACUGGAUUCCGGGAAUCCACUACUGAUGAGGACCAGUCCCUGGUGAAGGACGGGUUUGUGGUCGAAGUAUCCGAGGGUUCACGGAAGUUACGGCACAUCCUGCUCUCCACGGGUCUUCUCUUCUGUACCAAGAUGAAGAGGCUGCCAGGUCGACAAGCAGUCUCCAAGUGCGACUGGUACCUCCCUCUGGAAGACAUCACUCUCCAAAGCCCCAGUGAGAUCCAGCUGAUGGCUCCCAGCGCUCUCCAGGCCGUGGCCCAGAAGGACAUCGAAGAAGCCAAGGCGAGGCUGAUGGCCACCAAGAUUGAGAUCCACCUGGAGAAGAAGCACAACAAGGGAAUCGAGCGCCUGAGGAGGAAGCUGUCAGACAUCGAGACGUGGCUCCUGUUAAACUCCCCGUCACUUCCGCUGGGACUACAGAGCAGGAAUGGCAAGAGUUUCAUCUUCCUCUUUUCUUCUGACUACGAGCUCCAUGAUUGGAGGGAGACCAUCGAGCAGCAGAAGAAGAAGGGUUUGCAGCCGUUCUCCUGGUCUCACCAUGGGGUCCAGAGCCUGUUUCACCUCUGCUACGAGCAGCGCACCGCUCGCCAGCAGCCGCUCCACAGUAACGCUGAAGAAUCGGACGGCAGCACGCUCCGAGGGAGGCUGACCAUCAAGAUUCACUCAGUGUCUGGAUUCAAGGAACCGCUCAAUGUUUACUGCUGCUUGGAGGCCGAUUGCCACGGAUACUUUGAGAAAAAAGUGCAGACGUCAGUCUUAAUCCAUUGCAAGAACCCACAGUGGGAAGAAGAGAUCGACGUGGAACUGGAUGGGGCUCAGUUCCUGAGGAUUCUCCUGUGGGAGCAGCACAAUUACCGGAACACCACAGAGAACGGCCAGGGUUACGGCACCGACCGUCUCAUCGCCAAGGCUCAGAUCUGGCUCGAUCCCAAGAGCCUGCAAUCCAAGGAGUGGAAGGGGAGUUUGAUCGGAAUGAAAGGGCACCAGCUGAGCUGCUCCAUGAAGUACCAGCACCAAAGCCUCAGCGAACUGGACCAGCUGACUGGCGCUCCACAAGGGACCUUCGGAAUCCCCAUCAGCAUCGUCACGUACCGGGAGCACAGCAAGAUCCCACAGAUCGUGCGGCGCUGUGUGGAAGAGGUGGAGCGGCGUGGAAUGAAGGAGCUCGGGAUCUACCGGGUGUCAGGCGUCGCGACUGAACUUCAGGCCCUGAAAGCGGCUUUUGACACCAACAGUAAAGACACUGCGGUGCUGCUGAAGGACUCCGACAUUCACGUGGUGGCAGGCACCUUGAAGCUUUAUCUGCGGAGCCUUCCCGAACCUCUACUCACCGCCGAGUUGGUGCCCUUGUUCUUCAGGAAUGCAGGUCUGGAAGACAGCGAGGCCAAGGACUCACAGAUGACAUCGCUACUCCACCAACUUCCCCAGCCAAACUUUAACACCCUCCUGUACCUGCUGCACCACUUGAAGAGGGUCGCACAGCACGAGGCAUUGAACAAAAUGACCCUGCACAACCUCGCCACUGUCUUCGGCCCCUCACUUCUUCGUUCUGAAAACAAGGGAGUCUCCAUGGACAUCUCGCAUGAGGUCGUAGUUCAGGUCCAAGUGAUCUUUCACUUCCUGUCCAAGGAUGGCCUUCCCCUGCUGGAGCAGCGAGAAGCCCUGGACUCAGAGUCCACAGAGACGUGACGUGUGAGCAGUGGUGGAGAAACUGCCCGUCGGCAGAUCGUCAAUACAACAAGCUGAUCCAAACUCCCUACCUCUUUCUGACCGUCCUUCAGUUGUUCUUCCUCUCACUUGGUGGUCCUUGGGGAGUGGUCUGAGGGCAGACAAUUCCAGCAUAACCCCUCCCUCCCUCCGUCCCCUCCAACAUCCUGAGAUCAGGGUCAGACACAGUGAAGCUCCCUCUACACUGUCCAAGCACACACUCUCAGUCCAUCGAACCCAGGAACCAUCAGACCCAAUGGGGCUUCCCCAGUUACACGUUUAUGGAAAUCCAACAUUACACAAGUUCUCCCAUAAAUUCUUAAAGAAUUUUUCAAGCUCAUUAUGUGUUUCAUGGUAUUCAUUAAUGACUAGACAGUGAUAUUCCAUGAGAUUAAUUGUGGGUGGUGGGGAAGGUGAUUAUUCGAUGUGUAUGCAGCAAGAUACACUGUGGGUUGCUAUAGAAAACGGGCAGUUUUGUCUUAUGGAGGAAAUCAGUUGCCAGACAGACCUCAGGAACAGAACCUUCACGUAUCCCGGGACUGUCACUACCAAUUUCUCUUGAGAAGCACUUUGUUCUUUUAUUCUGCGAUGGACUUUCUCUACACUGGAUGUCCUCAGAUUGAAUCCUUUCUCUUAUGUGGAUUAAA
This is a messenger RNA of Pristis pectinata (smalltooth sawfish), 3805 nucleotides long. Its product is annotated as active breakpoint cluster region-related protein-like. Gene Ontology annotation, biological process: intracellular signal transduction; positive regulation of GTPase activity. Gene Ontology annotation, cellular component: membrane. NCBI's taxonomy places the organism in Eukaryota, Metazoa, Chordata, Chondrichthyes, Rhinopristiformes, Pristidae. The transcript has 24 exons. Bases 633 to 3140 code for a protein of 835 amino acids. The record is from RefSeq and is a predicted model, not a curated record. Gene Ontology annotation, molecular function: guanyl-nucleotide exchange factor activity; GTPase activator activity.